AUGGGGAAGCUUGGGAGCAAUAUUCUUAAUGGAAACGUGGACAGGCUGGGAUCUUACAGCGAGUGUCUCUCCACCCGCGCGCCCAGUGGACGCUUCCAAGGGCAAUACUGCAAGCUUCAUGUACUGCAGGAUGGGGCCGACUACAGUGUUGGCGUGUGUGUUCCUGAUUCUUGUGCUGAAGAGGAUGUGACCAUGAUGUCCCAACUGGAUAUUUUAAGAUUCAGAAACACUUCAUUUUGGGCCCCUUCCCUUUCUCUCUUUACACCGAAUUCUUCCUCCUCAUCUGGUGGGAGUGUGGCCAGAUGUGCUGCUGGAAUGUUCCCCCUGGACAUGUUUGCUGCUGUGUGUCUGUGCAUCGUCUUGCUGGGCCUCGCCCUUCCUCUGGCUGGAACUGUCUAUGUGGCAGCCAGAGGGUGGGGGUUUGAUGGCAGGAUGUCACCAGUGCCGGGGACGCCUUCGGCCAGGUACGGGAGUCUGCCCCUCAGGGAGAUGGAGAACAACGAAGACGGGAGCAGAACGCAGUGGAUGCACCACCUGGCUCAUCUCUUACUGGCAGGCAUCCGGAGCGGAGGAAAAAGGUUUCUCAGAGCCGUGGACUGUACUCUGCAGUGCUUUUCUUGGCAGAAGAAUGUGCCAGCCAUCUGGACUGCAAAGACACCAGCAAGUGCCUGCCCAGCCCUGAAUGGCAUCCGUGUCUUGAGUCUCCUCUGGAUCAUCUCGGGACACACCAGUCAGAUGACUGCAUGGCUGUCUUUGGAUAACGUGCUUGAAUGGAAAUCCCGCGUGCUUAGAAACCCACUGUACCUUUACUCUCGGAGCGGCCCGUUUUACCUCGGGGUUGAUACGUUUUUCCUGAUCAGUGGCUGGCUAAGUGCAAGGUCAUUUUUAAAGAUCCAACAGAAUUCGGACAAAGGAAUAACCUCUAAGAAUAUACUCAGAUACUUUUUCAAUCGCCUUAUAAGGCUGCAACCUCUUCACUUGUACUCGGUGUGCUUGGUGGUGGGGUUGUUCCCUCUCGUGCCCUGGGGACCUGUGUGGGAAGUGCCCGAAUUCCACUGGGCUAACUGCCGGCAGGCCUGGUGGACAAACCUGCUGCUGCUGAAUGACUUCGCAUCGGUUCGGAAUGCGUGCAACGGCUGGACGUGGUACCUGGCCAAUGACUUCCAGUUCCAUCUCACGGCACCGGCCAUUGUCUUCAUCCACGGCAAAAAUAGACGUGUCCUCGUCCUGCUCGGAGCCGUGCUGCUCUUGGCGUCUUCCGCUGCCUCUGCUCUGCUCACACUGGCUUAUAAACUUCCGGUGGCAGUUCCAUCAGAAGUCAGUGAAAAUGUGGCCACAUUGUAUUUCUCAGAGUAUUACACCAAGCCCUAUUGCCGAUUCGGGCCAUUCCUUGUGGGGAUCUUUCUGAGCCUUUUCAUGCACCAAAACCCCCAGGCCAGCGUUCUCAAGACCAAGGUGCAGGCUCUGUUGGGGUGGACUUGUUCCCUGUCAGCCUUGUUUGCAGUGGUGGCUCUGGCAUACAUGGUCGAUGACACCUCUGCUACCUCCUCAGUGGCUGCUGCUGUCUACCAGGCCCUCCACCGGACCCUGUGGGCGGCGGCCGUGGGCUGGGUCCUUCUUGCCUGUCAGGAGGGCUAUGGAGGUCUGGUGAACCGCGUGCUCUCCUGGGACGUCUGGCGCUUCCUGGCUGGCAUCAGUUACGCGUGCUACCUGGUGCAUCCCGUGGUGGUCAUCCUCUACAACGGCCUCCAGGACACACUCGUCCACUACACGGACACCAACAUGUUCUAUCUUUUCUCCGGACACUGCCUGCUGACUUUCGUCGCUGGGCUGGCCCUCACGCUGUUCAUCGAGAAGCCGUGUCUGGAACUGAAGCAGUGCCUCUAGAACUGAUGCCUGCAGGGCCAGAACUUCCGGGUUGAAAUCUGAGUAAGUGGGUGCCCCUCUGCUGGUGGUGACGAGCGGGGUCCGGUGCAGCCUCGCUCUCGCUCUCGUAGUCAAUGCUUGCCUUCCUGAGGUGUUUUGUGAGGGUUUGGCAUAUACGAGUUCUGUGUUCAGUAUGAAAAAAUAGUUGUAGUAGCACAGCUGUCUCCCUCUGUUAUACCCUUUAGGGAAAAAAAAAAUCAGAUUUUUUAGAUCUGGGUUUGUAUUUUACUGUCUGUGUCAAUGAUCGUAGGAGAAAAGUAAAUCGAAAUGGAAAUCUGGCCUGAAGAAUCCCCAAGCAGACAAAGCCAGGUGAGCCUCAGAAGUGGCCUUAACCUUGCUUGGUUUGCAAACAUAAUUAAAAUUUAAUGGGGCUGUUGGUGUGUGAAUGCUCACACCUGCAUUAAAGCAAAAUAGAACUUCUGCUCAGCCAAUCGGAUGCGGAUAACAAACUCAUAAUUGUGUAACUGGGGACUUCCCAAAGGGAUAGAUCAAGUAACGCCACCGUGAAACUGGAACCAACCCAGUGUUCUCCUUGCUUUGCUUCUGUGUUCAUUCCGUGGAAGACUCCCUUUGUGCUUCCUCAGUGGAGCUCUGGAACCACUUCUGACUUAGAGCUGCCCGAUUCAUG
Tupaia belangeri chinensis (Chinese tree shrew) is the source of this 2554-nucleotide messenger RNA. Its product is annotated as O-acyltransferase like protein. The record is from RefSeq and is a predicted model, not a curated record. NCBI's taxonomy places the organism in Eukaryota, Metazoa, Chordata, Mammalia, Scandentia, Tupaiidae. The transcript is spliced from 14 exons. The coding region runs from base 1 to 1887 and encodes 628 amino acids. Gene Ontology annotation, molecular function: acyltransferase activity, transferring groups other than amino-acyl groups.